AUGCCAAGGCGAGGCAAGCGAGCUGCAAAGAGCAGCCGACGCUCACAGUCGAGUCUAUUGUCGCGAGUUCCGGAAUGUGACGCCGAUCCGGGCGUUCGGCUUGCUCAUCACCGAGAGAUUGUCGAAGGUUGCAGUGACUCUGAGGACAAGCUGCACCAACAUUUCGAGGGCAGUGACGCAGCGAAGGGAAAGUGUACACAUGAUGACAAGGUCACACGAGUAGCGAACAGGCGCUUGCCCUGUCUGACGUGCCAAGCUUUUUCAUUAUUUGCUUUUCAACAUAAUCGCAUCGGAACAAUUUUGCUUGGACGCGAUGCUCGCCUGCGCAUCGCUGUUUUCUGCAGCUUGCCCUUGUUGGUCUCGCUCAGCAAGCAUUUUCGUUCCUUGGUACAACUGUACCGACCAUCACACGAACAUUCUCAUCUGCUGCCAGCCAUUCUACCUGACUCCUCAGAAAGGCGGACCGAGCAAAGAAGGAAGACAAGAUGCGUGCGGAACGUCGCCAAGAUCCGCGUGGAUGCGUGA
This is a messenger RNA of Pseudozyma hubeiensis SY62, 525 nucleotides long. RefSeq names its product DNA polymerase delta catalytic subunit. Lineage: Eukaryota; Fungi; Basidiomycota; Ustilaginomycetes; Ustilaginales; Ustilaginaceae. The transcript has a single exon. The coding region runs from base 1 to 525 and encodes 174 amino acids. The record is from RefSeq and is a predicted model, not a curated record.